This is a messenger RNA of Periophthalmus magnuspinnatus, 2123 nucleotides long. RefSeq names its product SRSF protein kinase 2-like. The coding region runs from base 112 to 1845 and encodes 577 amino acids. The transcript has 15 exons. The record is from RefSeq and is a predicted model, not a curated record. Gene Ontology annotation, biological process: protein phosphorylation; spliceosomal complex assembly; regulation of mRNA processing. Lineage: Eukaryota; Metazoa; Chordata; Actinopteri; Gobiiformes; Gobiidae. Gene Ontology annotation, molecular function: ATP binding; protein kinase activity.
GCGUCCGUGCGCGCUGAGUCCAGUGUGGCACGGGACAAAUACGCUCGUCUUCUGUGAUUGUACGUGUUUCCCCUUCUGCCCCAGUCCCUACGACACAGGCAACAGGUGGAUAUGUCGUCAUCAUAUGCGGCUGCUAUAUCCGCUCUCAUAACAAGCAACCUCUCAAAUACGCCCAACCAGGCCAGUUCUCCCCCGGCUCCACGGACUACAGAGAGUGAUAAACUCAGCCCACACAGUAAAGCAGCUCAUCACCUCACACAGACCCAGUGUCAAGCACCAGAGCUCCCAGGCCCCACCGAGGAGCAGGAGAAUCCAGAGGAAUACGGCAUUGGUGGUUAUUAUCCUGUAGAAACUGGAGAGAUUUUUGUUGACCGCUACCAAGUGGUGAAGAAGUUAGGAUGGGGUCAUUUCUCAACAGUGUGGCUCUGUUGGGAUAUGGUAAAAAGGCAGUUUGUUGCUUUGAAAGUGGUAAAGAGUGCACAGACUUUCACAGAGACAGCACUAGAUGAGAUUAAACUUCUUAAAUGUGUGAUGGAUAGUGACCCCAAAGAUCCCAGAAGGGAAAGGAUAGUUCAUCUGCUCGAUAGCUUCAGAAUUACUGGUGCAAAUGGGGAACAUGUGUGCAUGGUUCUUGAGGUGCUGGGCCACCAAGUAUUGAGAUGGAUCAUCAAGUCCAACUACACAGGUCUUCCACUGCCCUGCGUCAAGAGCAUCGUCAGACAGGUAUUACAAGGUUUGGAUUACCUGCAUAGCAAAUGCAAGAUUAUUCACACAGACAUCAAGCCAGAAAACAUUCUUCUGAGUGUGGAUGAAGCACACAUACAAAAGCUUGCAGCCAGUACUAAACUAUGGCAGCUUCCAGUGCAGCCGGCGUCACCCAGCGCCGCAGUGAACAAAAACCCCAGAGAUAAACAGAGUUUGUCCAACUUAUGGGGGAAGCUGACUGGGGUUUUCCAUUCUCUGGGGGAGUGGUCCAACAAAGUCUCUAAAAGUCCACUUGAGCGACUGACAAGGAGGGACAGGAGUCGGCGGGGACAAAAGCACAAAGACAAACCUCACAUUCCCUUCUCUGACGUGCCCACCCACAGUCACAGCUGCAGCGGCCGCUCAAAGCUCUCCGACCUGGGCCUGUCUUUAAGGAGACAGACCAUGCUCCUGGAGGACGGCCAUGACUCCACUCCUUACAGCUACAGAGAGUCUAUUUGCUCUUUGCCAGACCUGAGCAGACAGUUUACUGUUUCAAGAUCAAUGUUACUGCAUCAGCCAGCUUAUAAACAGCCACCUGUGAAGAAUACUGAAGGCCCAGAUAGUGACCUGGACUUAUUGAAUCCACAGAAUGCUGAUAAAAUCAAAACUAAAAUAGCCGAUCUUGGCAACGCCUGCUGGGUGCACAAGCAUUUCACUGAUGGUAUCCAGACAUGUCAGUACCGCUCAGUGGAGGUUCUUAUCGGUGUUAAUUACAGCACACCUGCAGACAUAUGGAGCACGGCCUGUGUGGCUUUUGAGCUGGCCACGGGGGACUAUCUGUUCGACCCUCAAGCAGGAGCUACAUUUUCCAGAGAAGAAGAUCACAUUGCUCACAUAAUAGAACUGCUAGGACCACUUCCCACCCAGUUUGCUCUCUCCGGAAAGAACUCAAAAUUGUACUUCAACCGUAAAGGCAACUUGCGGCGUAUUUCGAAGCUCAAGCCAUGGAGUUUAUUGGAAAUUCUGCUGGAUAAAUAUGAGUGGCCCAGAGAGGAGGCGGUGCAGUUCAGCUCGUUCCUGCAGACCAUGCUGGAGAUUCUGCCUGAGAAGAGAGCCACUGCUGCUCAAUGUCUCACGCACCCAUGGAUCACCUCCUAAAAACUUCCACACAUUUUAUUUACUCUGCCGAAGAAACAUUUGUAUGCACAGUUUCUCACACACACGACAGUCCAAAGGGGGAACAUGUAGGACAGUAAGGAAGCAGGAAUGAUCUAUGACUCUGAUUUAUGCAGACAGGCUCAGUCUUCUAGAAACACAAGAGAUGCCUCAGUAAAUCACCCCCAGCAUUAAGCUAAUUUAUUUAUUCCGUUCCUAUAGUUUUACUUUGAAAACACCUGCAUAUAUUCACUGAAAUGAAUAAAUCGUCUUUGCGUACA